CAUCUUCAUCCUAAAACACUCUCUGGAUUUCAAUGUCUACCAAGAUCCAUUUCCGGCAGUUUUUAUUUUAUUUUUUCGUCGUGUUUUCGUCUUCUUUCUUAUCGAUUUCUUCUUCUCAACUCUCCCCUCAAAACAUUCAAGUUUUUUACCCAUUUCACCUUCCACCACCACAACGGCCACCACCGACACCUUCAACCGACACCACUACACCCCCUCCUACCCCUAAUCCUGUGACUACAACAAGCCCACCAUCAAAUUCAUCAAAUAAAAAGGUUGCAACAGCGGUUGGUGCAACGGCUGCAAGUACUUUGGUUUUAUCAGGAUUAAUAUUCUUUGUGCUUGUUAGGUAUAAACGACACGUUAAAGAGAAAGAAAAUCCAUAUGCACCAGAUGGAAACGAAGCUGGAAACACGCGUAAUCCGCUUGUGGUGUUGAAUAAUAAUCAGUUUACUAGACUUGAAGGGAUCAAAGGGGUGAUUGUUGAUGAACAAGGAUUGGAUGUUCUUUAUUGGAAGAAUCUUGAUAAUGAUGACAAUGGGAAUAAAAAACAAAGUUUUAAGAAAAAACAUCCGAAUUUCGACCAGAAAGAAGGGCGAAAAUCGAAGAAAUUUGAUGUUCAAAUUCAAGAAGUUCCUUUGCUUAGAGGAGAGUCUUCAAAUUCUCAUGUAUGGCCAUCAGGAGAAGAUGUUAAAAGUCAAAAUGAGUCUCAUUUGGUUGUGAAUCAACAAAGUUUGAUGAAAAGUCAACGGUCAUCAAGAUCGCCGCCACCAGCACCACCAUCCCCACCGCCGUUGCCACCGCCGCCACCACCUCCACAGGUUGUGGUAGAGAGGAAGAGUUUUCUGCCGCCGCCGCCACCACCGGUACAGCCUAAAACUGGUGGUUUGACUUUGUCAUCAAAACCACAAUCACCACCCAAGGUCCAACUUAAGCCAUUGCAUUGGGACAAAGUCAACGCUAAUGUGGGCCAUCCCACAGCAUGGGACAAAAUGGAUAAUGGUUCUUUCAGGUUUGAUGGUGAUCUCAUGGAAGCAAUGUUCGGGACCGUAGCCACGAACAAAAAAUCACCACUCGCCUCACCAACUGCGAAAACGCAACAGAAAUCAGGUCCACCAUCUAAAAUCUUCAUCCUUGACAUGCGUAAAUCGCAAAAUAUCGCGAUAAUCCUUCGGUCAUUAGUCGUAUCCAGACAAGAAAUCACUGACUGCCUUCUUGAAGGCAAAGGUUUAGACAUAGACACCCUCGAAAAGCUCACGAAAAUCCGCCCAACAAACGAAGAACAACAACUCAUCCUCAACUAUGAUCAAGACAUCACAAGGCUUGCAGACGCCGAAUCAUUUCUUUACCACAUUCUUCUAGCCGUCCCCUCGGCUUUUACAAGGUUUAAUGCAAUGUUUUUUACAUUAAGUUACACUUCAGAAGUUAAUGAACUCAAGAAGACUUUACAAACACUUGAAAUGGCCUGCAAAGAGCUUAGAACUCGCGGGCUCUUUGUUAAGCUACUAGAAGCGGUUUUAAAAGCAGGAAACCGAAUGAAUGUUGGGACUUCAAGAGGAAAUGCGCAAGCGUUUAAUAUGAAUUCGCUUUUGAAGCUGUCCGAUGUUAAAAGCAGCGACAGGAAGACAACUCUGCUGCAUUUUGUAGUUGAAGAAGUUGUUCGGUUGGAGGGGAAAAAAUGCAUGAUCAAUCGAAAUCCCAGCUUUAGAAACAAUACGAUUAGCUUAACACGCGAUACAUCGGCUAAUAAAGAUUACAUAAGGCUUGGAUUGCCUACUGUAGGAGGAGUAAGUUCCGAGUUUACUAAUGUUAAAAAGGCUGCUGAAUAUGACUAUGAUGCCCUUUUGAAAUCGUGUUCGGGGUUAAGUGUUCGCUUGGGUGAGAUUGCGAAAACUGUGGAGGAAUGUGGUGGUGAUGGGGACGGACGAGGUUUCGUGAAGGAGAUAGAGAAGUUUGUUGAAAAGGCGGAACGGGAAAUUCAAGUGUUGAGGGAAGAUCAAGAGCGGGUUAUCGCGCUAGUGAAGAAAACGAAUGAGUAUUAUCAUGCCGGGGCGUCGAAAGAUAAAGGGAUGAAGCAGUUUCAACUGUUUGUGAUAGUGAAGGGUUUUCUUGAAAUGGUUGAUAAGGCUUGUGUUGAUAUUGCUGUGAAGCUGCAGAAGAGGGGAAAUGUGAGUGGUGAGGACGCGGUAAAUGUGGUGGCGAAUAGACCGACGAUGAAGUUUCCGGUGUUACCACCGGAUUUCAUGAGUAACAGCAGUUGUAGUGAUUCAGAUGAUAAUGACAACGACGAUGAAGAUUUGUGAUUAAGCAAGGAAGAGGUACAGAAACAUUAGCACUUGAAAUGAGGAGAUCAAGUGUAUUGAUAAUUUGAUAUAAAGUUCAUUUUUUAGUUUUUUACAAGCACUGUAUGUAAUUUUGGUUUUGAUUGUACAAAUAGUAAAACAUAGAGUAUAAAAAUGAUAACAGGUUUAAAUUAUAUGAAA
Molecule: messenger RNA, 2480 nt
Organism: Helianthus annuus (common sunflower)
Lineage: Eukaryota; Viridiplantae; Streptophyta; Magnoliopsida; Asterales; Asteraceae
Product: formin-like protein 4
Exons: 2
Coding region: 33-2300 (755 amino acids)
Biological process (GO): actin nucleation; actin cytoskeleton organization
Molecular function (GO): actin filament binding
Source: RefSeq, a predicted model, not a curated record